AUGUCUUCGCCUCCUCUGCGCGAAGGCACUCCCUCCAAACUUGCCACACCAUUCCUGCAUCCCACCAUCUCCCGCCUGCGCUCCUUCGUGCCACACUCUGCACAACCCUCCGUCACCAGUAUCGGGACUACACCCUCAAAUUUUCUCGAACAACCGUCGCCCGCUCCAUCACACUUUUCAGCAUUAUCCCCGGUGUCUUCGUCAACAAACCUCCAGACGCCCAUGGAGAAACACGACAUGAACGGGAGUUCCCAAUCAGAGAGGGAAGUAUUUCGUUGGACUCAGCUCCACCAGAUCGGAAACCAGUUGUAUACCAAGACCCCGCUCAAGGCGUCCGCUAUUCUUGGAUCCCCGGCCCUUGGAUCUCCGCUCGUGCUUGCUGCGAACGGUAUGAUCUGCGUCGGGACGGACACGGGAAGAAUAUUCGUGUAUGAUUUCCAGCAAACCUUGAAAUGUGUGUGUGGUGAUAAUGCUUCAGAAAAGAACGUUGGGCCGGUCACAGCGCUUGCCAUGUCUCACGACCAUACCUACGUCGCCUCUGGGCACGCUUUCGGCCAUGUACAAAUCUUCGACUUGACCAAGCCGCAAGUGCCUGCUCGGUUCGUUCCACCGACUUCGUUAGCCUCUGUUGGAUCAGGGCGGAAAGAAGGGCACCUCCUCGGUUCUCGCAUCGUCAAUAUCGAUUUCGUGGCAGGACGCCACACCGCCGUUGUCACGGCUGAUGAGAGCGGACUGGCCUUCUAUCAUAGUCUUGGAAAGGUCCUCUUCGUCGACGCGACAGACGUCCUACGCAUCCUCGGCAAAUACCCGGAAGAGGAACCCCCACCACCCCCUCAUCUCGCUCAGGCCAAAGCCAAUGGCAACGGUCACGGGAGCGCUGUCCGCCGAAAGCCACGGAAGACCAAUACCAUCCUGGCUAUGGCGCCCCUUCCUCUGGGCACAACGCCUCAUCCGACAGAUGAAUACAACGUUGUCGCCCUUCUGACUGCCGCUAAGCUUGUCAUCGUUGGCCUCAAGCCCAGCCCAAAGACAUGGUAUCGACGACAUCGAGACGGAAGCGCGGAUCAGACCGGAAAAUCCAAGUUUCGUGCCGCGAUGGCUUGGUUUCCUAGCGUGGUGGCCCAUGGAUCCGCCAAAUCUGAGUCGAUCCCGUCGAAAAGGGGGAAGAAGGACCCUCCCAUUGAGACAACAAUUCCGAUGCUGGUAUACUCAUGGGGGCCGGUGCUUCACCUGCUACGCGUCACAGAGAGUAAGAUCACGGAGACCGCUGUCAAUCAGCGGACGGGAAAGACGGCCACUGUGGAGAUAGGAAGGCUGUCUUUCGAGGAGGCGGCAAAGUGGUCCGUCGACGGGGAUGUACUUGCAAUUCAGUGGUUGAAUGCCAAUCAAAUCAUUGUCACCACUCUCGCCACUCUUGAGGUCUACGACGUCUUGACACAGAACAGAAUCGAGCGGGUUCGCUUUGACGCGUCUUCCUUAAUCUCGCCGACGAUGGGCUACACCAGCAACGGAACCAUGUCUUAUUCGGACUCACUUGGCGACAUUGCCCAUAGUGUGCGGACAUACAAAGGCAAAGUAUUCCUUCUUGGUCGCCAAGAGCUUCAAGUCGGCACGCUUCUCACAUGGGCAGACCGAAUACUGUCCUUCGUCCAGGAAGGCGAUUUCCUCAGCGCCAUCGACCUCACCAGGGCGUAUUAUCUGGGCACAGCGCCGGGCAACAAGAACGGCCUCCCUGACGAUCCUCAGCAGCUCAAGAAUGUUGUGGAACAGAAGAUGCGCGAGCUCAUGACUGCUUCAACACGAUACGCGUUCUCUGAGGACCGCAUGACGGAUGGGACGCACAUCACCCCCGACGGACGGGGUGUAGACCGCACGUCCUUGUUUGAAGGUCUAGUGGCGACAUGCGCACGAGCCUGCAUCGUCCUGGACGACUUCGAAUUCCUUUUCGAGGACCUAUUUCAAUGCUACGACGAUUGCGGCAUCACCCGAAUCUAUCUCGAACAACUCGAGACCUUUAUCCUGGACAACGACAUUCGAUACGUGCCACCGCGUAUAGCGCAGCGUUUGAUCGCCAUGCACGAAGAUGACAAUAAACCAGAUCUAGCGGAGCGGGUCAUCUGGCACAUAGACCCGGAGUGUUUGGACAUCAACCAGUCCAUCAAUCUCUGCCAGAAGUAUCACCUGUACGAUGCGCUCAUCUACGUAUAUACCCGGGCCAUGAAGGACUACGUGGCUCCCAUCGUGGAACUUCUCGGGCUCAUCCGGAAGGUCAUGCAGUAUCGCCGGGACAGACCUUUCAACCCCGUUCAAACGGGUACGAACGCGGAGAAGCAGGAGCAGGAGCAGGAAAUCGAGCCCGUAGUCUUGAACGCGUACAAGAUCUUCCCCUAUAUAGCCAACGUCUUGUCCGGACUCACAUAUCCAAGCGAAGAGCCAUUAGAACAGGAGGAGGCUUCGCAAGCGAAACAAGAUGUUUAUGGUUUCGUGUUUAACGGUCGUUCGACAUCCUGGCCAGCAGGAGAGAGCGGGAGACUCGUGCUCACAGCGGAAGAGGAGGGUCGUGGGGAGCCAACUUACCCAUACUGCCGGCUCUUACUGCGUUUCGAUGCGGAGGCGUUCCUUCAUUCUCUGGACCUUGCUUUCGAGGACGCCUAUCUCAACGACGAGAGUCAAGGAGCUAGUCGGUUGGUCUUCAUCAAGGUCCUUCUCGAGGUUGUCAAGUCUCAACCCGGACUUUCUCCAGGCGAUGUGACCUUCGUCUAUAUCUUCAUCGCUCGAAACGUGCCCAAGUACCCACAAUUCAUCCAGAUGAGCCCAAGCUCGCUGUCGGACAUCCUCAUCGGUCUCGCUACUGACCCUGAUCCGAACACUCGAGAGGACCGCCAGUUGGCUGCCGAAUACCUUCUCUCCGUUUACACGCCAGACGAAAGCGAUGAUAUCCUUCAUCUAUUCGAGAAGGCGCGAUUCUUCCGCAUUCUUCGCUCGUGGCAUCGACAGGAACGACAGUGGGCGCCUCUAUUCCUUGCUUACCUGCACGAUCCGGACAUCCUUCCACUCGAACUUUUCCGUAGUUCGAACGAGAUAUUCAAGUUUGCAUGUCGUAGCAAUAAGGGCGCUCCUCCAGAGGAUUUGCUGGUCACAAUAUCUGACUCGUUGCCGCACCUCACGAAUGCGAACGUAAUGGAGACUGCCUUAUUCAUCGACGCUCAUACCCCUCAACUACACGAGAAAGCUCUGGAGACCUUAGGACCGAAAGGCGACCAUGCCCGUUUCGCAUACUUGCACUGUCUCCUCGCACCUCCUACAGCAGAAGACCACGACAGACAUGUCACUUCGCGAGCAAACACACCUUCCUCUCACCUAUCACCGUCACUCCGUCAGCUCUAUGUCACCCUGCACUGUCAGUUUGACCCGGCCGGUGUCAUUCCUGCUCUUGAAUACUUCCCGUUGGAUUUCCUGGUGUGGGACGAUGUGGUGCGAGCGUGCGAGGAGCACGAAUCGUUUGAUGCCGCAGUAUGGGCUUUGAAUCGAGAUGGGCGGCCCUCGGAAGCGUUAUCGAAGCUUGAGAUGUUCGACAAGAUCCUCGUCGGCCGUAUAGCUACGGGGCUAGUGUCGCUUCGUGAGGCCGACACAGAAGACUGGACAUCAUUGCAGGAGCAACUGGACGCGCUGGAGAGGGUCUCCAGGAUUGGAGGCUCAGUCUGCCUCGAGCACUCAAAAGGCGCGGAGAGCACUUCAUCCGUCGAAGAAUUCUGGUUCCGCCUCCUUUGCACCCAAAUUGACGCGGUACAAUCCAUCUCUGGUUGCUGCUCGCCCCAGGCCGGUUCUCAAACACUCGAGGCUGAAGAUACGACGACAAGACAGGAGCGACAAGUGCUGCAAUCCCUGCGGAUGUCGGUCCAGAAGACGUUCUCUUCGUUGGUCUCCGUGAGCUCGUCGAAGGGUAUUUCCUUCCCUCGCCUUUUCAAGCGUCUAGUCGAGGCGACGUCGCACUCCGCCAAAGGGACACCAUACACCGAGUUCCGCACUAUCUUGACCAGCAUGAUGGAUACCUACAGAUCUGAGGGAGACAUGCUUAUCAUCACGAAACACCUAUUGGACCGAGACUUAUUCGAGACGGUGGAGAGUCUGACGCGAGAGAGGGCAAAAGGUUGGGCACCGAGCAGAGGGCUCUGUCAGUUCUGUCGACAGGUGCUAUCACCACCGCUGAAGGUUGGCUCACGUGCUGGAGGAUCGGAGAGUGAGGUCGUUAGCAAGAUCGUCGUCUCACGGACAGGAAAGAUAUACCACAGUAACUGUUUGCCUUCUGACCUUCCACCUUCCACCACUGUACAUUAG
Molecule: messenger RNA, 4338 nt
Organism: Stereum hirsutum FP-91666 SS1
Lineage: Eukaryota; Fungi; Basidiomycota; Agaricomycetes; Russulales; Stereaceae
Exons: 4
Coding region: 1-4338 (1445 amino acids)
Biological process (GO): protein targeting to vacuole; endosomal vesicle fusion
Cellular component (GO): HOPS complex; late endosome
Molecular function (GO): protein binding
Source: RefSeq, a predicted model, not a curated record